AGAUCUGAUGUUUGUGUGUGUCCCCAGGGGACGCCCACCAAUAGCCCCGUCCCCGGCUGCCCUGUGGGCGGAGCCUGUCUGUGGAGCAGUCUGUCGCCUCCAGGCCUCAACAAGACAGUGGAGCUCAUCAGCAGCAUUGUCCUGCCACACCUGCAGCACAGUGUCGUGUUCCAUUGCAGCGGCUCUCUGUCUGGUUGUACCAUCCUACUUCACGGUCCGGCAGGAAGUGGGAAGGUGACGGCUUUGAGUGCGGCGAGUCGCAGACUGAACCUCCACCUGCUGAAGGUGGACUGUGUGAGCGUAUGCGCUGACACACCUGCAGCCACGGAGGUGAAGCUGGUGUCGGUGUUUCAGCGGGCCGACGCGCUGCAGCCCUGCAUCCUGCUGCUCAGGAACCUGCAGCUGCUGCUCAGACGCAGAGGGGCCUCCGAGGAGGACGGCAGGGUGGAGGCGGUGCUGUGCCAGCUGCUCCGCAGCGCCCCCAUCAGUGUGGUGGUGGUGGCGACAGCCUGCAGACCGCGGGAUCUGUCUGCAGGUGUGGUGGCAGCAUUCGUCCACCAGGUGGCGUUGGAGAGCCCAACUGAGGAGCAGCGGCGCUCUAUGCUGGUCAGCCUGAGCCGAGACCUUCACCUGGGCAGAGACGUCAACGUGGAGCACCUGGCCAAGCUCACCGCAGGUUUUGUCUUGGGGGACCUGAGCGCUCUGCUGGUUGAAGCUGGACGAGCUGCCUGCAGGAGGCUGAGCCACACCCGUGGCGAUUGCCAGGAGGAGGAUCUCUGCUGCAGUGGAGUGACCAUCCUGAACCAGGACUUCACCUCCGCCCUGGAGACCCUGCAGGACGCCCAGUCCAAGGCCAUCGGAGCCCCAAAGAUCCCCAAUGUGCGCUGGGAGGAUGUCGGAGGUCUGCAGCAGGUGAAGAAAGAGAUCCUGGACACGGUGCAGCUGCCUCUGCAGCAUCCGGAGCUCCUGUCUCUGGGUCUGAACCGGACCGGAGUCCUGCUGUAUGGACCGCCCGGGACAGGGAAAACCCUGUUGGCCAAAGCUGUGGCCACUGAAUGCUCCAUGACCUUCCUCAGCGUUAAAGGUCCAGAGCUCAUCAACAUGUACGUGGGUCAGAGUGAAGAGAACAUCAGAGAAGUGUUCAGCCGAGCGCGCUCAGCUGCUCCCUGUGUCAUCUUCUUUGAUGAGCUGGACUCUCUGGCUCCCAGCAGGGGCCGCAGUGGAGACUCAGGAGGAGUCAUGGACAGAGUCGUGUCUCAGCUGUUGGCCGAGCUCGACGCCCUGCAGUCGUCGGUCGGGGUUUUUGUGAUCGGAGCCACGAACCGUCCAGACCUGCUGGACCAGUCGCUAUUGAGGCCCGGCAGGUCAGAGGUCACACACACACGUUGUCCUUUCUGUUUUGUGAAGCCACUCACUGACAUAAUGCAUCCCUCUAGAUUUGAUCUGGGAUCUGGACAGAGAACACCCCCGGUCUGCUUUGUUCACACUUUAGUGGAAACGUCAGAUCUGAGCCACUUAGAGGGAAACACCAGAAACUUCAGCUGUGUGUCUGAAACAACUUGCUUGACUCUCGGCUUCAGGUUCCAGUUGGAUGCUGAUGUGAACCUGCAGGAGGUGGUGGAGCGUUGUCCUCGUCACAUGACCGGCGCCGACCUUUACGCCCUCUGUUCAGACGCCAUGACGGUCGCCAUCAAGAGGAAGAUCUUGCUGAUCGACCACGGUCUGGACUCGGAGGACUCUCCUGUCCUCCUCGCCGUUGAGGAUUUCGCUGCAGCGUUGGAAAACUUCAGACCAUCUGUUUCAGACCAGGAGCUGCUGCGGUUCAGAAGCCUUCAGCAGACGCUCUCUGCAAAGUAGAAACAGGACUGAAUCAGUGAUGGAGAGAGGACGGCGUUCAACCCUUAACCCUCACCACAUGAUUCAAAAUGUACAUGAUGUAAAUUGUUACAUGUAAUUAAUAAAUACAGAACUAAUGAUUGUGGGACUUCUGUUUCUGUGGCCUGUC
Monopterus albus (swamp eel) is the source of this 2005-nucleotide messenger RNA. RefSeq names its product peroxisomal biogenesis factor 6 (gene pex6). The transcript has 12 exons. Lineage: Eukaryota; Metazoa; Chordata; Actinopteri; Synbranchiformes; Synbranchidae. Gene Ontology annotation, molecular function: ATP binding; ATP hydrolysis activity. Gene Ontology annotation, biological process: protein import into peroxisome matrix. The record is from RefSeq and is a predicted model, not a curated record. Gene Ontology annotation, cellular component: peroxisomal membrane; cytosol. The annotation marks the transcript as partial.